This is a messenger RNA of Symbiodinium sp. CCMP2592, 1383 nucleotides long. The record is from the annotation of a GenBank genome assembly. Lineage: Eukaryota; Dinophyceae; Suessiales; Symbiodiniaceae.
AUGCCGAUGCAGGAUGCGGAUGGUGAGAAUGCGAAUCGGCAAGAGAACCGUCUAGACCGUGCGAGCAUCAUCAAGCACUUUCGCGAACAUGGGCCUCGGGCUACAUACUUGGCUUCUUCCCGUGACGUCACAUUGUCUACCGGGCAACGGGCGCGGUUGGUCUAUGUUCUCCCCAAGUACAAGCUUCACCUGGCUUCGACGCGGCCGGGGGACAUGAGAGCCGCUUUGCACUUGGCUCUAGCAUGUUCAGAGCGUGAGGUGCGACAGGCCUGCAGCAAUGUCAGGACCAAGAGCUAUGAUUUAUUCAGGCACAUCUACCUUGUUCAAACUUUUUCUGUAGUCUACAUCACAGCCGAUGGAGACGCGGUGGAUGCUCACGUGGACUUCGUCAAGUGCGGAGGCUACUCGGAGCAUGCCCUCUUCAUCGCUGGCCUGGUGAGUAAGGAAGGUUUCCAAAAGCUUCCGAAGGGGCCUUUGCACUCGCAGCCAGUGAAACGAGUCAUGGGCAAGGCGAAAAGGUCCGAGGCCACGAAGCGCAUGCUGGCUGCACCUGAGGCCAAGACGCAGCAAGACGAGCCCGACCUGCCUGUCAGCGAUGUUGCAGCCGAGCGCUUCUUGCCUGGCUCUGCAGCAAAGAACGCCAAGUCUCACUGCAUGGCUGCUGGGGACGAGGCUGAUGGGCUUUGUUUGGCCACCGUCCUGAAGGGUGGUCGUUGCAAGCGCCGCCGUGUCAAUGGCAACUUCUGUCGGCAGCACGCGGCUGAUGCUUCAAGCCCGGAUAAACUGAAGACUUUCUUUGGCUCGCUCCAAGACAGCUUCGAAAGCGCUGCUGACAGGUUCGAGCGGCAAGAGGUGGCGCUGGCAAUGCAGCUGUCGCUGCAGGACAACAAAGACUUGGCUGCGCGACUGGACAGGAGCCGCCGUGUUCUCAAGCUACGUCUGGACCCUUUGGGCUUGGACCGUGUGAGCACGGAGCCAGAUGGCUCGUGCCAAUUCCAAGCUGUCCUGCUGUCGGCUGGAAUACCGAUGAAUGCGUAUUCCUUCCGCACACAGGUGGUGGGCUACCUUCGGGCCUUUCCUGACUUGUUCCAAAAGGACAUCGAAGCGAAGUUUGCUUCUUACAGCGCUUAUCUGGACUAUAUGUCAAGGCCUGAUGCUUGGGGGGAUGACCUCACGUUGGUUGGUGCUGCCCAUCUCUUGCUUCGCCGAAUCAAGGUGAUUUCAGAUUAUGACUUGGAGGGCGAACGCAUGUUCACGCCGCCUCCCAUGAUAUCGUCUGAUGUUUGGGGUGAUGAUGUGUAUAUAUGCCACAUGUUGCAGAACCACUUCGAGGCCACGUGCCCAAAAUUGCCUCAAGCUCCAAGAGCCAAGGCAGAAGUCUAG